Molecule: messenger RNA, 636 nt
Organism: Rubroshorea leprosula
Lineage: Eukaryota; Viridiplantae; Streptophyta; Magnoliopsida; Malvales; Dipterocarpaceae
Source: the annotation of a GenBank genome assembly
AACUUUUCAAGUUUGCAACUAGUUUUGGAAGGGGUUCAGGUUUUUGUUUUUAGUGUCCUUUCUUCAUGAAGGAUAAUAGAUUUUCUAAAACCCUCUGUAGGUAGCAGAAAAGUUGAUGAUUAUGCAUGAAGAAUGUUUGGAAAGUAAUUAUCAGUCUAUUGAAAAAAUGAGGGCAGCCAAUCGUCCACCAGUUACUCACUUCAGACAGUUUAAUGAGGAGGAUGAGGAUGACGAAAAUGAUGGCAUGGGUGAGGAUAACACAACAAACAUGAUGGUAGAUUUGCCAAAGCCCCGGCCAAUUUCAAAUGUAGUUGAUACGUCAACUGAUGAACCAAAAACCAAGCAGAAGGCAGAAGCUGCAGAUGAUGGUUGGGUAGUGGUUUCUUCUAAACGAAAUAAGGGAAGAAAAAAUUAGGUUGCCUCUUUAAUUACCAUAUACAUUUCCCUCUUGUUUUUAUGAAACGACAUGUAUUUCGUUUGAUAUCUAUUUAUUAAUAUAUUUGUUCCUCUCUUUUGCUAAAUACCCUUUCUAUUCAUCAGUCUUUCUUUGGUUCUUGACUAGUUCCCCAGUGCCGCUGUUUUGAUUCAAAAUGCAAUUGGAUGUAGAAUAUUUUCAAAUAAAUUGCCAAAACCUGA